AUGAGCCUGGAUUUGCCGACACACAGGCCACGCCCCAGUGGAGUCGCAAACACCAACGAUGACGCCCAAGCUAGCAAGCUGUACGUCAAGAUUCCUUGGAGCAUAUGGUGUGGCUGCAGAAGCUGUGUCAGAGACUAUGCAAACCUCCCAUCCCAAUGCAGGUCAUGCGUUCAGCUUGGGUACUUCCAAGACGAGUUUGUGCACCACUUCGUGAAGGCCCCCGUCCGACGCGCGCCCCUGAUCAACAGAGGCUACUAUGCCAGGCAGGCAUCCCUGCGCCAGCUUGUCACAAGGUUCCUCGCCUGCCUGCAUCCGGGGCCUGUGCAGGUUGUGAGCCUGGGGGCCGGCUUCGACACGCUCUACUGGCAACUGGUGCAGGAGGGUGCGCCCAUCUCGCGCUACAUCGAGCUGGACAUGCCGCAGGUCUGCAUGGAGAAGGCGGGCGUCGUGGCGAGGACGCCCGCCCUGCUCCGCCUGGUGGGCGGCAGCCCCGCCGAUGCGCCGGGCCACGACCCGGCGGCGGGGCGGUGGCUGGGCGGGGCAUACCGCCUGGCCCCCGCCGACCUCCGCAGCGUGGGCCAGGUGGUGAGCGCGCUGGGCCUGGCGGGGCUCGACCCCGGCGCGCCCACCCUGGUCCUGGCGGAGUGCGUGCUGGUGUACCUGGAGCGGGAGGAAAGCGACGCCCUGCUCCGCCAGCUCAGCGCCAUGCUCAGCACUGCCGCGAUGCUGGUGUAUGAGCAGGUCCGGCCCGACGAUGCGUUUGGCAAGCAGAUGCUGCUGAACCUGAGCCUGCGGGGGUGCCCGCUGCUGGGCAUCUGCUGGGAUGUGGACGAGCAGGCGGCUCGGCUGAGGCAGGCCGGGCGGGAGCGAGCCGAGGCAGCGCCCAUGGACGCCAUGUACAGGGGCCUGGAGCCGCGGGACCGCCGUCGCAUCGAAACCCUGGAGAUCUUCGAUGAGUUUGAGGAGUGGGACCUCAUCCAGGCCCACUACUGCAUUGCCAUGGGCGUGCAAGACAAGGCGGGGAGGCUGCAAGAGUUUGGCCUGCCUCGACCCGGCAAGACAUGA
This is a messenger RNA of Auxenochlorella protothecoides, 1065 nucleotides long. RefSeq names its product putative leucine carboxyl methyltransferase 1. The transcript is spliced from 5 exons. Gene Ontology annotation, biological process: methylation. Gene Ontology annotation, molecular function: methyltransferase activity. The record is from RefSeq and is a predicted model, not a curated record. Bases 1 to 1065 code for a protein of 354 amino acids. NCBI's taxonomy places the organism in Eukaryota, Viridiplantae, Chlorophyta, Trebouxiophyceae, Chlorellales, Chlorellaceae.